This is a messenger RNA of Globicephala melas (long-finned pilot whale), 6615 nucleotides long. RefSeq names its product selenoprotein S (gene SELENOS). Gene Ontology annotation, cellular component: Derlin-1 retrotranslocation complex; Derlin-1-VIMP complex; endoplasmic reticulum membrane. Gene Ontology annotation, biological process: retrograde protein transport, ER to cytosol; endoplasmic reticulum unfolded protein response. The record is from RefSeq and is a predicted model, not a curated record. NCBI's taxonomy places the organism in Eukaryota, Metazoa, Chordata, Mammalia, Artiodactyla, Delphinidae.
CGUAGGGGCCGGCCGGAAGACUAAGGCUGGAGCUGACGCGGCCGGGUUUGGCCGGGCCGGGCUAGGCGAUGGCGGCCGUGGAGCGGGACGGGGAUCAGCUGUCCACGCGGCCAGCCCUAGAGACCGAGGGGCUGCGCUUCCUUCACGUCACGGUGGGCUCCCUGCUGGCUACCUAUGGCUGGUACAUCGUCUUUAGCUGCAUUCUUCUCUACAUGGUCUUUCAGAAGCUCUUCACCCGGCUGAGGGCCUUGAGGCAGAGGCAGCUGGAUCGAGCUGCCGCUGCUCUGGAACCUGAUAUUGUUGUUAAACGACAGGAGGCUUUAGCAGCUGCUCGUUUGAAAAUGCAAGAUGAAUUAAAUGCACAAGUUGAAAAGCAUAAGGAGAAACUAAGACAGCUUGAAGAAGAGAAAAGGAGACAGAAGAUUGAAAUGUGGGAUAGCAUGCGAGAAGGAAAAAGUUACAAAGGAAAUACAAGAAAGCCUCAGGAAGAAGACAGUCCUGGGUCUUCUACUUCAUCAGUCAUCCCAAAACGAAAAUCUGACAGAAAGCCCUUGCGGCGAGGAGGUUACAACCCUUUGUCUGGUGAAGGAGGUGGAGCCUGCUCCUGGAGACCUGGACGCAGAGGUCCAUCGUCUGGUGGAUGAGGCUAAGAAUCUUGGUGAUGGUGGCUUCGUACAAUGAACUUGGGAGUGUCCCUCCCUCUGCGAUUUUUUGGAAGAGUUUGAGAAGGAUAGGUGUUAGCUCUUCUCUAAAUGUUUGAUAGAAUUCGCCUGUGAAGCCGUGUGGUCCUGGACUUCUGUUUGUUGGAGGCUUUUUAAUUACACUUUCAGUUUCAUUCGUUGUGAUAGGUCUGUUUAUAUUUUCUAAUUCUUCCUGGUUCAGUCUUGGAAAAUUGUACCUUUCCAACAAUUUGUCCAUUUCUUUGUGGUUGGCAAUUUUAUUGGCAUAUAGUUGUUUGUAGUAGUCUCUUAUAAUCCUUUGUAUUUCUGUGGUGUCAGUUGUGAUUUCUCCUCUUUCAUUUCUAAUUUAAUUGAUUUGUAUCCUCUCUCUUUUUUUUGGUGGGGGGGUACAUGGGCUUCUCACUGUUGUGGCCUCUCCCGCCGCGGAGCACAGGCUCCGGACGCGCAGGCUCAGCGGCCAUGGCUCACAGACGUAGCCGCUCCGUGGCAUGUGGGAUCUUCCCGGACCGGGGCACGAACCCAUGUCCCCUGCAUUGGCAGGUGGACUCUCAACCACUGCACCACCAGGGAAGCCCCUCUCUCUUUUUUUCUUGAUGAGUCUGGCUUAGGCUUUAUCAAUUUUUUUAUCUUCUCAAAGAACCAGCUUUUAGGUUUAUUGAUCUUUGCUAUUGUUUUCCUCGUUUAUAUUUCAUUUAUUUCUGCUCUGAUCUUUAUGAUUUCUUUCCUUCUACUGACUUUGGGUUUUCUUUGUUCUUCCUCUAGUUGCUUUAGGUGUAGCAUUAGAUUGUUUAUUUGAGAUUUUUCUUGUUUCUUGAGGUGAGAUUGAAUUACUAUAAACUUCCCUCUUAGAACUGCUUUUCCUUCAUCCCAUAGGUUUUGGGGUGUCGUGUUUUCAUUGUCAUUUGUCUCUAGGUAUUUUUUGAUUUCUUCAGUGACCUCUUGGUUAUUUAGUAGCAUAAUGUUUAGCCUCCAUGUAUUUGUGUUUUUUACAGUUUUUUUCCUGUAAUUGAUUUCCAGUCUCAUAGCAUUGUGGUCAGAAAAGAUGCUUGAUAGGAUUUUAAUUUUCUUAAAUUUUCCAAGGCUUGAUUUGUGACCCAAGAUGUGAUCUAUCCUGGAGAAUGUUUUGGUGUGCACUUGAGAAGAAAGUGUAUUCUGACGCUUUUGGGUGGAAUGUUCUAUAAAUAGCAAUUAAAUCUAUCUGGUCUAUUGUGUCAUUUAAAGUUGGUUUUUCCUUAUUUAUUUCCUGUUUGGAUGGUCUGUCCGUUGGUGUAAUUGGGGUGUUAAAGCCCCCUACUAUUGUGUUACUGUUGAUUUCCCCUUUCAUGGUUGUUAGCAUUUGCCUUAUGUAUUGAGGUGCUCCUAUGUUGGGUGCAUAAAUAUUUGUAAUUGUUAUAUCUUCCUGGAUUGAUCCCUUGAUCAUUAUGUAGUUUCCUUAUCUCCUGUAACAGUCUUUAUUUUAAAGUCUAUUUUAUCUGAUACAAAUAUUGCUACUCCAGCUUUCUUUUGAUUUCCAUUUGCAUGGAAUAUCUUCUUCCAUCUCUUCACUUUCAGUCUGUAUGUGUCCCUAGGUCUGAAGUGGGUCUCUUGUAGACAGCAUAUACAUGGAUCUUGUUCUUGUAUCCAUUCAGCCAGUCUGUGUCUUUUGGUUGGGGCUUUUAAUACAUUCACAUUCAAGGUUAUUAUCAAUAUGCAUGUUCCUAUUACCUUUUUCUUAGUUGUUUUGGGUUUGUUAUUGUGGGUCUUUUCCUUCUUUUGUGUUUUCUGCCUAGAGAAGUUUCUUUAGCAUUUGUUGUAAAGCUGGUUUGGUGGUGCUGAAUUCUCUUCACUUUUGCUUGUCUGAAAAGCUUUUGAUUUCUCUGUUGAAUCUGAAUGAGAUCCUUGCUGGGUAGAGUAAUCUUGGUUGUAGGUUUUUCUCUUUCAUCACUUUAAGUAUAUCCUGCCACUCCCUUCUGGCCUGCAGAGUUUCUGCUGAACAAUCAGCUGAUACCUUUAUGGGGAUUCCUUUGUAUGUUAUUUUUUAUUUUUCCCUUGCUGCUUUUAGUAUUUUUUCUUUGAGUUUAGUUUUUGUUACUUUGAUUAGUAUGUGUCUUGGUGUUUUUCUCCUAGGGCUUAUCCCUCAGGACUGUCUGCACUUCCUGGAUUUUUGUGACUAUUUCCUUUCCCACUUUAGCGAAGUUUUUGACUAUAAUUUCUUCAAAUAUUUUCUCAGACCCUUUCUUUUUCUCUUCUUCUUCUGGGACACCUAUAAUUCGAAUGUUGGUGCGUUGUUGUCCCAGAGGUCUCUGAGGUUGUCUUCAGUUCUUUUCAUUCAUUUUUCUUUAUUCUGCUCCUCGGUAGUUAUUUCCACCUUUCUGUCUUCCAGCUCACUUAUUCGUUCUUCUGCCUCAGUUAUUCUGUUAUUGAUUCCUUCUAGUGUAUUUGUCAUUUCAGUUAUUGUGUUGUUCAUUUUGGUUUGUUCUUUAGUUCUUCUAUAUCUUUGUUAAACAUUUCUUGUAUUUUCUCAAUCCGUGCCUCCAUUCUAUUUCCGAGAUUCUGAGUCAUCUUUACUAUCAUUACUUUGAAUUCUCUUUCAUGUAGAUUGCCUAUUUCCUCUUCAUUUAUUUGGUCUUAUAGGUUUUUACCUUGCUCCUUCAUCUAUGGCAUAUUUUUUUUGCCGUCUCUUUUGUUUUUGUUUUUUUUUUGAUGGGUGGGAUUGUGUUCCUCCUGUCUUACUGGUUGUUUGGCCUGAGGCUUCCUACACUGGAGUUUGUAGGCUGUUGGGUAGAGCUGGAUCUUGGUGCUGAGAUGAGGACCUCCAGGAGACCUCACUCUGAUGAAUAUUACCUGGGGUCUGAGGUUCUCUGUUAGUUCAGUGGUUCAGACUCAGGGGUCCCACUGCAGGAGCUUUGGCCCGACCCCUGGCUCAUGAACCAAGAUCCUGCAAGCCAUGUGCGGUGGCAGUUCGCUUGGGGGUCCUCCUGUCUCCUUGGGCAUCGAGGUCCCCACCAAAGCUGGUUCUUUGAAAAGAUAAACAAAACUGAUAAACCUUUAGCCAGACUCAUCAUGUAAAAAUGGGAGAGGGCUAAAGUCAAUAAAACUAAAAAUGAAAAAGAAGUUACACCUACAUCACAGAAAUACAAAGGAUCAUAAGAGACCACUAACAGACAACUAUAUGCCAAAAAAAAUGGACAACCUGGAAGAAAUGGACAAAUUCUUAGAAAGGUGCAGUCUCCCAAGACUGAACCAGGAAGAAAUAGAAAAUAUGAACAGAAUAAUCCCAAGUACUGAAAUUGAAACUGUGAUUAAAAACUCCCAACAAACAAAAAUCCAGGACCAGCUGGCUUCACAGGCGAAUUCUAUCAAACAUUAGAGAAGAGGUAACACCUAUCCUCAAACUAUUCCAAAGAAUUUUCCCAAACUCACUCUAUGAGGCCACCAUUACCCUGAUAUCAAAACCCGACAGGAACUUCCUUGAUGGUCCAGUGGGUAAGACUCCAUGCUCCCAAUGCAGGGGGCCCUGGUUCGAUCCCUGGUCAGGGAACUAGAUCCUGCAUGCCUGCAUGCCACAACUAAGAGUUCACAUGCCGCAACUAGGAGUGCAUGCCAGACACCGGGAACUCUGCUCAAUAUUCUGUAAUAAUCUAAAUGGGAAAAGAAGUUGAAAAAGGAUAGAUACAUGUACAGGUAUAACUGAAUCACUUUGAUAUACACCUGAAACUAACAACAUUGUUAAUCAAUUAUGCUCCAAUAUAAAAUAAAAAUUAAAAAAAAAGACUGUACUGUGAUGAGGGCUACAAAUGGAAAAUACAUAUCGCAAUGAGAAAUGAUCUGACUUGGGAUGCCUAACUUACCUAUACUCUGUAGCCACAGAUUCCACUUUUGUGAAAUGUGAGAGUUGGAAACAUUAGGAAGUAAUUUAGAGAUGAAAUAACUUCACCGCAAACCAGGAGAGUCUUUCCAGUUUUCAGUGUUAGUACCUGUUCCUGACAUGCUUCUCAGUAGAAAGUCCUCCUUGGGGGUCUAAUGGUAAUGUGAAAACACAGACCUUAACAAAUGUCUUAGGGAACUUUAUUGGCCCCACACUGCCUUUUUAGCAUCACAGGAGGAAGUAAUACAAUACCAUGAGACCAGCUUCUGGAGUAAAUUUCUGCAAAUGUUGAUAUAGGGUAAGCCCCCUUCAUUUUUUUUUUUUUUUCCCUGUACGUGGGCCUCUCACUGCUGCGACCUCUCCCACCACAGAGCACAGGCUCCGGACGCGCAGGCCCAGCAGCUAUGGCCCACGGGACAAGCCGCUCCGCGGCAUGUGGGAUCUUCCCAGACCGUGGCACGAACCCUUGUCCCCUGCAUCAGCAGGCGGACUCUCAACCACUGCGCCACCAGGGAAGCCCAAGCCCCCUUCAUUUUAAAAUAUUUAUUCCAAACCUCCUUUCAGUUUAUUCCAGGCCUCUUCUCACCAUAAUCAAAACAAUUUGUAAACCCCAUGAUAAAAAUAGGACUUGUAAUAAAAAAAAUGUAAGAGAAGCGAGCUUGCCAGUGCAACCUCUGAUUUGGAAGAUGUAGUCCUUAGCUUCUUCAGUGUCCCAAACCACCCUGGACUUGGUGAGUUGUAACAACCACAUAUCCCUACUAUUCUGCUGGGCUUGGCACAGUUGAUCUUGGCUGCACUCACUAUGCAUCUGUGGGUCAGCUUGUGGGUCAGCUAGAGACUAGCUGGACCCAAAUGGCCUCACUCAUGUCUGGCAGUUGGCUAGCUAUCUGCUGGGGCAACAGGUGUUUCUUGAUCUCCAGCAGGCUACUCGGGCUCGUCCACAUUGUGGUUCAAUUCCGAGCGCAGUGCCAAAGCAUUUCAAGUUUCCAUUUGCUUCACAUUUUGCUACCAUCUCAUUGACCAAAGCAAUUUUAAGGCUAGUUCUGUUGCAAAGGAUGGAGGAAGACUCCACCUCUUGAUGGGAGGAACCGUCAAGCCACUGUGCAAGGGUAGAGAUGCAGCAAGGGGAAGAAACUAGCCCUUUGCAGUAGUGGUGUAAAUCCUCAUGGGUCUUGUAACAUCCACAUUUUAGUCUCUGAAAUCUCUCCAGUCUGGGUUAAAGCUGCCCCAACCCAGUCCUUGAGACCCUUCCCAAGAUUUACAAUCAAGAGAAUUGCUUAGCACACAUGAAGACUCCUGCUCUGACAAGUACACUACACCCCAAUCCCAAAAGGAGCCUAGAUAAUGGCCUGCAUGAGUCAGGGCUCCAGCAGGAAACAUGGCACAUUCAGACUGGGUGGCUGAGGAGUGGUCGAUAAAAGAGCUAUUUGCAAAUGUGUGGGUGGGGUUUAGAGAAACUUACCCAAAAACUGGCUUCAACUCUUGGUAGGUGUCGAACCAAAAGAUACAACCAAGCCAAAGAUCAGGAGAAGGAAGGAUUUAUUACUUGCAGCAAUUAAGGAGAACACUGGGGAUUAUCCCCGAAGUGGUGUCUCCUAGAAUAGCAAAACUGGGGAAGUUUUAAGCUAAGCAUACCUGCAUAUUCAUGAAGAGGUUUGGGCGGUUGACAGAGUCCAAGCUUUAGUUGUUUGAAGUCAUGAGGGUCAGAAAAUGUCAACAUCAUCAUCCCUUAGGUUCCAGUUGAUCUGGUGGUUGAGUACUUCAGGCUAAUCUUUACCAUUGAAACAGAACUGGGAGUCUUUACACCUGAUAUAUUAUCUUUGCUGUUGUUACUUCUCUUGCCUGAUAACAGUUGUUUUCUGUGUUCCUUUGUUCCCUUAAGAUCAUUAAUUACUGAGAUGUUCAAGGGUGAGCAUUGUGGCCAGGCUUAGAUCACAAAAUGGCUUAGGUCAAAAAUGGCUUCUGAUGUUAAGAAAGCCAUGCCUGGUUCUCUUUCUUUCUACCUAAUCUGCUUACAAAACCAACAAGGGAUGGGCACAGCUAGCAACACUGGGGAGCCAUUGAUAGUCUCCUCUCCUUUGCCCUCUC